Messenger RNA from Pogonomyrmex barbatus (red harvester ant), 2857 nucleotides. Its product is annotated as scavenger receptor class B member 1. NCBI's taxonomy places the organism in Eukaryota, Metazoa, Arthropoda, Insecta, Hymenoptera, Formicidae. Gene Ontology annotation, molecular function: scavenger receptor activity. The record is from RefSeq and is a predicted model, not a curated record. Gene Ontology annotation, cellular component: membrane; cytoplasm.
UAUCUAAUUAUAAUUGCAAUUUAUAAAAUGUCAAGUGAAUGAUGUACGUAUGUAUACCCAUGGCUAAUUUAACUUUCAGUUCUCAAAAGAAAAAGGAAAAAAAUAUCAAAUUUUUUGUUAUCUAUAAUUUGUAUGGAUAAUAACUAAUAAAUUUGUAAAGUUUUUAAUUAAGAUUUUUCAACAAGAAUGAUUAGCUAAUUUAGUUAGUUUCGUAAUUUAGUUGCAUGGAUAAUAAUUGUAGAACAUUUAAUUUAUAUUUUUCAACAACCACGAUUAACUAUCAGCACAUCGCGAGCAAUCGUAUCGAUAGAGGCUGUUAUUGCAGCCGAAGGCUGCAUUGGACCGAAGAGGAGGGUCAUCUGGUUGGGGGGUUACUCCCAAGAGAACGACGGUAUAAAGGAGACUGCAGGCAAGUCUCGUACGCAUUAAACAUACGAUUGAGAAAGAGGGAAACUGUGUUAACGGCGAUUUCCUAAGGGAGCGUAUAACCGAAGAGUGCGGCUUGUUCCCGGCCGGUUUUUUGCAAAAUUUUUCCGAAAAGUGAUCGACAUCUCCGUCGGGAGUGACUCCUCGCUUAGUUUCUAUCUCAUUUAUUCGUCAAAGUUUCUUUCUCUCGCGAACACAGAAAUAAUUGUGAAGGAAAGUGGUCUCCAACGUUGACGCGCGCGAAAGCGACGUCUCGCCGUCGUGCGGACAGAUAUAUUAGAUAUCGUUCGGCUUGGUGCAUCCCCUGCGGCAAACAACAGGAUUCUACAGUCAAGGUAACGAAGAGGAAAACCUAAAGUAGGAAUCGGGUCAUAGCCAUGAAAUUCACGAUCGCGCUACAGCCGUUUAAAAAAUGCAUCAUCUUAUUCAUAGUGGGCAUCGUGUGCAGUUCCUUGACAUAUGUGAUUUACAUCACCGAUCCCGUGACUAUGGUAGUAAACUAUCAUUUACAAAUGUUGCCAAAUACAUUCCUUUUUUCAAUGUGGAAACAACCAGUUCUUGAUAUUUAUUUAAACGUAUAUGUAUUUAAUAUUACCAAUUCAGUAGAAUUUCUAAGUGGUAAAGAGAAGCUCAAAGUUCAAGAGAUUGGACCCUACGUUUAUCAAGAAUUUCUUCUAAAUGAUAACAUUACGUUUAACGAUAAUGGCACUAUGACCUACAUUCCAAGAAGGACAGUAGUUUUUGUUCCUGAAAAAUCAAUCAGUGAUCCUAUGAAGGACAUGGUCAUCGUUCCGAAUGUACCUUACUUGGGUGUUACAUCCGCUUUGAGUGACGCCGGAUUUUUAGUGAACUAUCCUUUGGUACAGCUGGCUAAUUUAUUGGAUGCCAAACCGAUCCUCAAUAUCUCGGUAUACGAUUAUCUAUGGGGUUAUGAAGAUACACUAGUAAAAUUGGCCAGUGGAAUUGUACCCAAUUUCAUCAACUUUCAAAAAUUCGGUCUGUUAGAUAGGAUGUAUGACGAAGGAGAGAACAUUGUGACCGUACUGCUUGAAAAGAGUGAUGAUAUGGUAGAAGAAAAAGGACGAUAUCUCAGCAUUGAUAAAUACAACGGUAGUCCCGGACUGGCACAAUGGGGAUACGUCAAAACGGAAGGCAACGAGACGCGAAAAGAGAAUUCAAUUUGUAAUAGGAUCCAAGGUGCUACGGAAGGUAUUGUAUUCCCAUCGAACAUGAACAAGCAAGCCAUUUUUCGGAUCUUUAGGAAGGCGUUCUGUCGGACGUUACCAAUUACGUUUAGAAAAGAAGUUUUGACAGAUACCGGGAUACCAGGAUAUCUUUAUACUCUCACAGAUGAUUUCGCCGACCCGCCCGAUCAGAAUCCGGACAACGAAUGUUACUGCCGUAAGAAGAAGACCUGUUUGAAGAAAGGAUUGACUGACGUAACGCCGUGUUACUACAAUAUCCCGGCAGUGGUAUCAUUCCCACAUUUUCUCGACGCUGAUCCCAGUUUGCUGGAAAAUGUAGAGGGUCUUAAGCCUGACCGUGAGAAACAUGGGUCUUAUGUAAUACUGCAGCAAACUAUCGGUAUGCCCCUAUACUUUUAUUCUAGGAUGCAGACGAAUUUGAUAAUGUACCCCACGCGACACAACACUAAAAUUAUGCCUUUCAAUGACAUCACGAUACCUUUAUUUUGGACUGAAAUGUAUGUUACAUCGCUGCCGGUCUAUCUGACGAUCCUAAUAAAGUUAGCACUUCAAAUAAUACCAGUCGUACAAAUGGUAUUUAUAUAUCUACUUGGUAUAAUCGGAGUGAUGACGUCAGUAUUAUCGCUAGUAUCAAUUCUAUGGAUACUGAAUCAGCAACAACAGCAGGAAAUGAUCAGAACUGUGGACAAUCCCGAUCUGAGAACACCCUUAUGCAACGGCCAGUACACCUCCAUCAAUAUCUUACCGACAGUUACGAAGAUAACGUCGAAAACGGAUUUAUUUAGUUAAUUAAGUGCUAUUCGUGAAUGCAAUCGCGUGUGCAAUCGCGGGAAUGCGGAAGAGAUGCGAUCUUUUUUGCGAACUUUCAUGUGAGACCUAACCGGUGCGCGGUUCGCAGCAAUUUAGCUUGGAGUGAAGCGAAUCGAUGAAACCUCCUUACGAUGAUCUUUUAUGAUACGCGGCAUCACAAAAGUGGAAAAUUAAGAUAUAAGAUCAUCAGUAUAAUGCAAAAGAAGAUUUAGGCAAUAUAUACGCUUAUACAUGUACAUAUAAACUGAUGAUACGUUGAGUACAUCUUUGACAUAUAUUGUGAUGCAAACAAGUUUAAUCUUUAAAGUUUAAUCUUUAAGUUUGAACAUAGGAAAUGUAGUUAAAAUUCCGGAUAUUCUUAUCAUGCACAUUUUCGAUUAAUUAUUUUAAUAAUUUUACAUUGGUUAAAGAAUUAC